UUGCACUUUCUCUACUCUGUAACAGUUCUAUCCCUUUUUUUUUUUUUUUAUAAGCUCUCAUCAGGAUUCAGGAAGUGAAAAUGGCGAUGGUUGCCUUGCAACAUUCAACGGUUAACAGCUUGGGUUGGAUAUUUCGAUUAUAAGUUGAAGGAACCGCACUAAAAGUCGCGUCUUAAGUGAUAUUGGAAUGAAUGAAUGCAGUGCUCUCACUUUCUCCACCAACUCCGAGCCUGUGCCAAAUCCCAAAACCUAUUGCAGGGGAAGAAGUUCCAUGCCCAGAUCAUCAAAACAGGUCUGGAACAAUGGGAACCACUCCCCAACAACCUUAUCGAUAUGUAUGGCAAAUGUGCUAUCCUCGAAGCCGCAUUUCACCUGUUCGAUGAAUUGCCUCAACGAGAUCCUGUUUCGUGGGCUUCCAUUCUUACAGCUUACAACAAAGCCAAUCUCCCCCAUCGUACCCUCUCCAUCUUUCGCAACAUGUUUGCAUUCGAUCAAUUACAACCUGAUAAUUUCGUCUUUGCGACAGUUGUUAAAGCUUGUGGUAGCUUAGGUGCGGUCAAACAGGGCAAGCAAGUCCAUGCCCGCUUUGUCUUAUCUCAGUUUGCCGAUGAUGAUGUUGUUAAGUCCUCACUUGUUGAUAUGUACUCUAAGUGUGGGCUAUUAGACGAUGCCUGUUGGGUUUUUGAUUCGAUUUCUUGGAAAAAUUCUGUUUGUUGGACGGCUAUGAUAUCUGGGUAUGCUCGAAAUGGCUGGACUUUGGAGGCUGUUAAGCUCUUACAGAGAAUGCCCAUGAAAGAUUUGUUUUCUUGGACGGCUUUGAUUUCUGGGAUUGUGCAGAGUGGAGAUGGUUUUGAUGCGAUAAAACUUUUUAUACAAAUGCGGAGAGAAGGCGUCAAAAUAAUUGAUCCUUUUGUUCUUUCUAGUGUAGUGGGUGCUUCAGCAAAUUUAGCUGCAUUGGAGCUAGGGAGACAGAUUCAUUGCCUUGUAGUAGUCUUUGGUUAUGAAUCAAGUGUUUUUGUCAGUAAUGCACUCGUUGAUAUGUAUGCCAAAUGCAGCGAUAUUUUGGCAGCAAAAGAUGUCUUUGAUAAAAUCCACCAAAGAGACGUGGUUUCUUGGACUACAAUUAUAGUUGGUGCGGCUCAGCAUGGGAAAGCAGAGGAAGCAUUGACUCUUUUUGAUGAGAUGAUCUUGGCAGGAUUAAAGCCAAAUGAGGUCACAUUUGUUGGACUAAUUUAUGCUUGCAGCCAUGUUGGUCUAGUUGACAAAGGUCGUCACUUGUUCAAUUCCAUGAUUAAGGAAUACAGAAUUAAUCCUUCCUUACAGCAUUAUACUUGCUUGUUGGAUCUUCUUAGUCGAUCAGGGCAUCUUGAUGAGGCUGACAAUCUCAUCAAAACCAUGCCAUUUGAUCCUGAUGAAGCUACAUGGGCUGCUUUACUAAGUGCUUGUAAGCGCUAUGGGAAC
Messenger RNA from Macadamia integrifolia, 1461 nucleotides. Its product is annotated as pentatricopeptide repeat-containing protein At4g14050, mitochondrial-like. The annotation marks the transcript as partial. The record is from RefSeq and is a predicted model, not a curated record. Gene Ontology annotation, biological process: RNA modification. Gene Ontology annotation, molecular function: RNA binding; protein binding. The transcript has a single exon. Lineage: Eukaryota; Viridiplantae; Streptophyta; Magnoliopsida; Proteales; Proteaceae.